CCCGAGGUGGGGGGGGGGAUGUGGUGGUGACGACCUGGAUGGCGGGGGUGCAACUUUCAAUGGUGGUCACGCGAGCAGAGAUAGUGGAAACGGAUGUUUUGAUGUCGUCCAUGGAUGACUGGAGAGAUGUCAUCAUGCGGAAAAGAGCCACGAGGUCGAUGGCGACAUCGGGUGCUGGUGUUUGCUCGCCUGCGAGGUUGCGGGCGAUGCUGUCGACAGAGUUAGAGCGGAUGCCGAACAUAUCAAUGCUGGAUGAUUGGGCCAUGGUGGGGGAGGAAGCGGUGGUAGCUGCGGCUGAGGAGUUAGCAGCAGAUAAGGUGGAGGCGGCGGCAACAGCGGCGGCGUCGGCGGCUGCACGUUGAGAGUUCUUGGUUGAGCGUGGCAUGCUUUGGGGGGGGGGCUCCUAUUUAUAAGAGUAGAAUGUCAUCAAUUGAUUUAGCAAUAAAGGUAAUUCCAAAUA
Chara braunii is the source of this 460-nucleotide messenger RNA. Lineage: Eukaryota; Viridiplantae; Streptophyta; Charophyceae; Charales; Characeae. The record is from the annotation of a GenBank genome assembly.